CUGUAUAAUAAAGGAGCGAGUCACACAUUUGGAAGGUCAUCCACGGAAGGAGACAGACUUGUGUCUGCACUGAGGGGAUGUUGUUAAACUGAAGAAGUUUAAAUAGUUUCAUAGACUUUCCUUUGUCCAUGAACGAAGCUGUAAAACCUUCCAGUCCGUCACAAUGUGGAAACCCGCCGGUGGAUCAAAAAGCACCUUCAGCUCAGCAGCAGCACCCCGCGCUGCUGCCGCCGCGGUCACCUGUCUGCUCGCGACCGGGAUGCUGGUCGUCACACUCGGAAACCCGAGCAGCGGAGACCCGGUGGAGCCUUUAGCUGCAGCGACGAGCGGAAAAGUUUUCUCGGCGUAUUUCAGGAAACUGACCCGUGAGAGGAGAGCGAUAAGCGGCCCCCCGCAGAGAAGCGCUCCCCCCGGGCCGGUGGAGCAUCUCUCCCCGGCCGAUCUGUUCAUAGCGGUGAAAACCACCGGGAGAUAUCACCGGCAGAGACUGGACCUCCUGCUGGACACCUGGAUCUCCAGAAACAUGCAACAGACGUACGUGUUCACUGAUGGAGUGGACGAGAAGCUGAGGACAAGGAUGGGAGCUCACCUGAUCAACACCAACUGCUCAGCGGCCCACAGUCGUCAGGCCCUCUCCUGUAAAAUGGCUCUGGAAUAUGACACUUUUAUUAAAUCUGGCAAGAAGUGGUUCUGUCACGUUGAUGAUGAUAACUACCUGAACAUCGGCUCCCUUCUGAAACUCUUGUCUCAGUACAGUCACACACAGGACGUUUACAUCGGCCGGCCCAGCCUCGAACGACCAAUAGAGGCCACGGAGAGGCUCGGCACCACCGAAAUGAAGCAAGUGCGCUUCUGGUUUGCGACAGGAGGAGCAGGAUUCUGUCUGAGCCAUGGCCUCGCUCUCAAGAUGAAACCCUGGGCGAGUGAUGGCACUUUCAUGACGACAGCUGAGCACAUUCGCCUCCCGGAUGACUGCACUGUCGGUUACAUCGUGGAAGCACUGCUUGGCAUGAGCCUCAUCCGCUCAGCGUUGUUCCACUCCCACCUAGAGAACCUGGGACUCGUGUCAGACAUAUACAGCCAGCUUGUGUUUUUGUUGUCCCCUCCUGUAGGUAACUCUCAGCUACGGCACAGUGGAAAACAGCAGAAACACUGUCAACCUGAAAGGACCAUUUUCAAUAAAUGAAGAUCCUACCAGGUUCAGGUCGAUCCAUUGUCUGCUGUACCCAGACACUCCUUGGUGCCCCAGCCCCCGGCGACUUUAACACCCAUCCAGAGACACAGACUGACUGAAUAAGUAAAUGUCUGCCUACACUCAGUUUUGUCUGAUGGAGGAGGAAAUCAUUACAGCCAUCCAGGAAUAACAAGAGGGAGUCUCACUGCUGCCCACCUCCCGAGUGCUGAAGAAUCUCGGAAACAUUUGGACAUAAACGUUUUCCUCAUGUCCCACAGCAGUCUGAGUAGUAGACUGACUUUUUAGGAAGGACAACUUUUUUUUAUUAGUUUGACACCUGAACUCUGUUGGGUGUCAAAAGGCCAAAACUUGCAACAAAAGAAGAAGGCUAAAGGUCAAAAAUCUUGGAUGAAUGAAAAAUGGAGCAACAACUCUUCUUAGAUCCCGAAGAAAAGAAAAUUUAAAGUUUGACCUGAGGGUGCCAAGCCAUGUUGUUACCUAAAUCAAAAGGGUUUAUUAAGUCGUAGAGCUGAGCUUGAGCCUGUCCUUUGUCAUUUUCAGCUCUUGUUUGUUAGCUUCAGCUGUGCAUUGAGCUUAAUGCUAUCAUUAGCAUGUAAUGUUGAGACUUAAAGGGUAAUUCUGGUCUAUUGUUGCUUGCUUCUUUAUUUUUGGCCAUCAUUUUAUCCGUUAUGAUAACAUUGUCCUCUCCAAAGUAACUGCUGAGAUCUGGGAAAACGGUGACAUAGCUUAAGUCAGACGUGGCAAGAAACAGGAGCAGUCAGUCAGUCAGAUUAUUGAUGAAAUUGUUGUUUAUACACUUUUUGUAGGGACUAAACAAAUAAGAUGUAACAUGUUAAAUUAGUGAGCUUUAGAGGUGCUGGGAGGCAGAUUUUGUUACCUUUUGACAGAGCCAGACUAGCUGUUUCCCGUCUUUAUGCUAAGCUAAGCUAACCGGCUGCUGGCUGUAGCUUCAUGUUUACCAAACAGAGCGUGAGACAGAGAGUGGUAUCAAUCUUCUCAUCUAACUCUUGGCAAGAAUGUGAAAAAGCUAAUUUCUUCAAAUGAAGAAAACACUUUAUUUGGAGGUAAAACUGAAACACGUGAAAUGUCGGUAAUAAUCCCAUUGCACUGGAAAACGGUGUACACACACAACUGAAGGUAAGGAGAUGAUUUGACUAACCUGAGGGUUUGUUUAAAACUUGAUCUUCCGACUGCUUGAGUUUCUUGCCCCUCCAAAACUUCUUUUUAGUGAUGUUAAAAAGAUACAACUCUAAACUGCUCCUGUUUAAUGUAGCCUGUUCUGCUUUUCCUCACAUUCUCAUACAUCUCCGGUGUCUUCUCUAUUCUCUUAUCACCCCUACAUGCUCCAGUUUGGAUUCAGUACAUGGCACUGUUACAAUAAAUAGAUGAAGUAAUCAACACAGAAAUGCAGAAGGAACAAAUCAUCAUUUUUCAGCAUAAUGAGGCAAAAAACAUUAGGGGGAUUUUGAUGGUGUUAUAGAAUCCAGAUUCCAUGUCUGAAGUUUUAUCUUGUCAGUGUUAAGUAUUAUCUUUUCUCUGAAGUAUAUCAUAAUGACUGAGCACUUUGCAGUUUUAUUUCUGCUGUUUGCAUUUCAUCAUAUGAUAAAAGGACGUUAGAGAAGAAGUUGACAUUUUUGGGAAAUGCGCUCAUUCAUUUUCUUAACGCGGGUUAAGAGAACAUUGAUACCACUCUCAUGUCUGUACGCUAAAUAUGAAGCUACCGGUUAGCUUAGCUAAUUGGAAACAGCUAGCCUGGCUCUGUCCAACAUAUUCCCCUGUAAAACCACAAACAAAGCAAGCGAGAUAUAACAAUUAAUUAGUGAGCUUUAGAAGUGCUGGUAAGCAGGUUACCCUCAGACAAAACCAGGCUAGCUGUUGUCACCAGUCUUUAUGCUAAGCUAAGCUAACUGGCUGCUGGUUCCAGUUACAUAUUUACGGUACAGACAGGAGAGUGAUAUCGAUCUUGUCAUAUAACUCUUGUCAAGAUGAACAAGCUAUUCUUUUAAAAACUCAGUAUGGACUAAUUUCAUUUCCUAAACUUAUCCAGUGAGGCCUCUGUUACAAAAUGUUCUUGUGAAAAGGUGGAUAUCACCUGUCUUUAUACAUUUAAAUGUGUGGAUUAUGAUUGUUAAUGAUGUUAGACUGCUUUUAAACAUUAUACAUUAGCAGUGUAACAAAGAGAUCCCCUUUGAGGUUUUAUUGACAAGUGACUCAUGUUGGGUCGUCUUCUAUCUUUCUGUGAAUUCAAAGCAGUUGUUACAACUGAAUGAAAGUCAUUAAGUUAAAUUCUCCCAUGUUAAAUUAAUGUAUAUGAUGAACCGUUGCUUCUGAAGCGUACAUGCUCUCUCCAGUAUCUGGAUUGUAUGUAGACAUUAAGGUUGAAGUCAAUAAAAACAGUUUUCGGUCAAAUA
Molecule: messenger RNA, 3606 nt
Organism: Siniperca chuatsi (mandarin fish)
Lineage: Eukaryota; Metazoa; Chordata; Actinopteri; Centrarchiformes; Sinipercidae
Product: beta-1,3-N-acetylglucosaminyltransferase lunatic fringe-like
Exons: 8
Coding region: 164-1186 (340 amino acids)
Biological process (GO): pattern specification process; regulation of Notch signaling pathway
Cellular component (GO): Golgi membrane
Molecular function (GO): O-fucosylpeptide 3-beta-N-acetylglucosaminyltransferase activity
Source: RefSeq, a predicted model, not a curated record